AUGAUCAUCGACGAACAUCCAAUCCCGAAGGCCGAACAUAUUUUUCACCGCAUGAAGGGGUCUACAUUAUUCUGUCACUUAGACAUAACAGACGCAUAUACACAUCUAGUAGUGGAUAAAGAAUUUAGUCACGCGCUAACGUUGAACACACCUACGCACGGAUUAAUCAGACCAACGCGUGAGGUGUAUGGCGCAGCAAAUAUCCCAGCAAUUUGGCAACGGCGUAUGGAAACAGUAUUACAAGAUAUUCCUAAUACCCUCAAUUUUUUCGAUGAUAUCUUGGUAUUCGCAGAUAAUUUCACGGAUCUCCUAUCAACGCUAAACACCCUCCUGGAACGGCUCCGGACACAAGGACUUCGACUCAACAGAAAUAAAUGCAAGUUCGCAGUAGCAACCGUAGAAUUUUUGGGACAUAGAAUAGAUGCUCAGGGACUUCAUAAAUCGAAUCAACAUAUAGAAGCAAUACGCGACGUACCCAAACCAUCGACACGAGAUCAACUACAAUUAUUAUUAGGAAAGGCUACAUAUUAUAGUUCAUUUAUCCCUGACUUAGCAACCAGAGCAAAACCGUUAAAAGAGAUGCUGCACAACGACCCAUUCACAUGGACAUCAACUGCGGAAACAGCUUAUAAGGAAAUAAAAGAUUUCUUGAUUUCACCGCAGGUUUUGAUAGCGUAUGAUCCAAAACUUCCGUUAUUACUAGCGACAGACGCCAGUAAAGUAGGAUUGGGCGCAGUCUUAUCACAUCGCCUCAACAAUGGAGAGGACCGACCAAUUGCCUACGCAAGUCGCACGCUCAGCAGCACAGAACAAAAAUAUCCGCAGAUUGACAAAGAAGCAUUAGCCAUAGUCUGGACUAUACGCAAAUUUUUCCACUAUCUUUAUGCACGACAUUUUAUAUUAAUCACGGACCAUAAACCACUGACACAAAUCCUGCACCCGGAAAAAUCGCUUCCAGUAUUGUGUAUCAGUCGCAUGGCAAACUACGCAGACUAUUUAUCACAUUUCAAUUACAAUAUUGAAUUCAGAACAACGAAGGAGAAUGUAAACGCUGACUACUGCUCCAGAGCACCAGUUUCUAUACAGAGGAAAUUAACGAACAAAGAAGAAGGAGAAGAAGCAGAGCAAUUCGAUGACUUUGAUUAUUUCAUUUUGAACCAAGUAAGACAACUUCCAAUCCGAGCAGAGCAGAUAUCACGCGAAACACGGAAGGACCCGCAUCUUGGGAAAAUUGUGCAAGCUCUACAAUCAGGCCAUAACCUCACAAGCGCAGGAUACAAAGCCCCAGAGGCAAAUUAUACACUGGCCGCCAAUUGCCUAUUGUUCGAACAUAGAGUAGUGGUGCCAUCCUCACUUCGUCAACCGAUCCUAGAGGACCUACACGCAGCCCACCUGGGCAUUGUAAAAAUGAAGGGAAUGGCACGUUCAUUCGUUUACUGGCCCGGUAUCGAUGCAGAUAUCGAGCGAGUGGCAAAAGCAUGUACUCAGUGCGCCGAACAUGCACGGGCUCCUCCUCAGAUGCGAAACCACCAUUGGGAAUAUCCAAGAGGACCCUGGGAGCGUAUUCACGUCGAUUACGCAGGACCGGUAGCAGGAGUCAUGUUACUCAUAAUCGUUGAUGCGUACAGUAAAUGGAUGGAAGUUAAACCGACGAAUUCCACCACGAGCACAGCAACAAUAGCGAUCCUUGAUGAGCUGUUCACAGCAUAUGGGGCCCCCAUCACAAUAGUGUCGGAUAACGGUACCCCAUUUACAUCAGCCGAGUUCCAGAAGAUUCUCUAA
Molecule: messenger RNA, 1782 nt
Organism: Trachymyrmex cornetzi
Lineage: Eukaryota; Metazoa; Arthropoda; Insecta; Hymenoptera; Formicidae
Exons: 1
Coding region: 1-1782 (593 amino acids)
Biological process (GO): DNA integration
Molecular function (GO): nucleic acid binding
Source: RefSeq, a predicted model, not a curated record